Molecule: messenger RNA, 639 nt
Organism: Ciona intestinalis (vase tunicate)
Lineage: Eukaryota; Metazoa; Chordata; Ascidiacea; Phlebobranchia; Cionidae
Source: RefSeq, a predicted model, not a curated record
CUCAGAAGCAACAAUUUUGUAGACAAAUGUUACGUCAUUUAUCCUGAAUUGUGGGUUUUACCGCCACGCUUAUAUUUGAAACUUUUCUCGAGUAGUUUUUACUUAUAACGUGUUAACCACUGUUAUUUUCCUGCCAAAUCCCUUCUCUUCGUUGUUUCAAUUAAUCUGAUCUUCGCUACUGUUUUCAAAGAGAUGAUUAAACCCCACGCGGAUAUUUUGCAUCCAAGUUGUCUUAAAAGAGAUUCCACAUUGAUCGGACAAUAAUGACCACAAUGUAUAUCCCCACAGAUUCAAGGCCCGCCACUAUAUCGGGGAAGACUACCCAACCACGCAGGAGAGCGCUGGGUGUUCACAAGAGGAUAGGUCAUGUUCGUAUCCACACGUCAAUCAAAACAGCAGUCCCUCUCACUAACACACCACGUGACUGCCACCCGGAAAUGAUGCAAGAAAUCAUCGCGAACAAACUUUUCAACUAUUUACUAAAUGAGACCGGAUCUCGUGAAAUUCUUUCCAUGGUUUCAACCCUGGAGUCCAUCAACGGUUUGGUGGUAAAACGGAUGACACGAGGUUCAAUCAACAUAGAAACUUACAUUCACAAAACAACUGCACUCAAGGCAUUAUGGGGGCAUUUCGAAUCAG